AAUAUGUUGAACGUGCUUUCGGUCUUAACAAUUUAUUAACAGUUGUCUCUCAAGCAAGCUCUGUUAGUGUGCUGUUUAAGCUUUUUGCCAACAAUAAAAGGAAAAUAAGCCAAGUAUCAAGGGAGUGAGAAAAAAAAAGUUAAUGAAAAAUUAUUGCCCAUCUUUAGGUUUGAGGGUGAAUUUAAAACAAACACAAAAAAGGAGCAUCGCAAAAAAAAUUAUUAAAAAGCAUCGGUGCCUGUGAGUCUCAGUGCAUGCUCGUGCAUUACAAGGAUUAUCAUUAUUUCUUUUCCGUUUUAUUUUUUUGCUCAUUUUAUACUUUCAUGAAAAAAAGAGACUCUAUUUAAUGAGUAGGAAGGAAUUUUUAAGUGAAUGAAUUUUUUAAUGAUAAAAAAUUGUAUAGCAAGCAGGAAGAAAGUGAGAAGUGGGUAGUGAAUUGCGAGAAAAAAAUUAUUAUUAUAAAAAAGGUGCAUUAAAAGUGUCUGCAGACAAGUUUAACAAAAGAAAAACUUUUUUUAUGAGCACAGAUACUUAAAGUUUAUUAAAUUCAACUCUCGUCUGUUUUAAUGUAAAUUAACAUACCCUCAUUCGUGUCUCAUAACAGCGAUAUAUUUUUUGACUAGUUAGGAAUUUUACAACGAAAAGAAAAGAGAAAAUAAUUUUUUUGUGUGAAUGUAAAGGAAUUCCACAGUGAAAGUGUUAAGAGGAGUUUAAAUGGUUCUUGUCAACACGAAAUUAUGAGAAUGUACAGAGUGUAAUAAGAAUAUGCGUUAAAAAUUCCAAGAAAGGAGCCAAAAAAGAGAAACAAAGGAAAUACGGAUAUUUUGUUCUUCUGAGUAGCCUGGCAUAUAUCUAUUGCAAGAUAAAUGAAAGAAUAGUAUUGGCAGGAAAGAAAUCAACAUUGGCGAUAUUACAGCAAGACAAGAAUUUGAUCUAGACACAAAAUAGUCAAUAAGAAGGAAAAUACGAGGGGAGAAUAGACAGAAAAGAAUUGUCAUAUGAGGAUAUAAAUAUACAUACGAUAUAAAUACAUAGCAUAUGAGCAUAUAUAUUACUCCAUAGAAAAUAAGACAAAUAAGAAAAUAAUCUUUUAUAUUGUUAUUUAAAUGCUAAAGAAAUAUAGAGAAAUGUCAUCAAAUACAUAUCAGAAAAUUGCUUUGAUCCUAUUGGUCUUGUGCAUAGUUAGUCCAAUUGAAAGUCGCUAUGAGAGCAAGGAGCGAAAACAGGAAAAGUCAAUUGGAUCACAACAAAGCAUACAACCGCAAUUAACAAUUCAACAACAAGGAGUAUUAAGUUUGUGCAAAAAGGAUCGCACGCUUUCCUUCCUUUGCCACUGUACACCGGAUGAUGAAAGCAUUAAAGCUCAAAAAGCCGACUGUUGGAUUAUUAGUCAAAACAUAACACGCAAGGAUCAACAGUGGUUAGCAUUUAACUCACAAACCCAGUUGCAGCAUUUAAAGUUUUCAGUAUUUGCAAAUGGUAAUUUAACGUUUGUGCCAACUGAUAUCCUUCAGCCAUUGAAACAUUUGCGAACGAUAAACAUCGAGUACGGGCACAUCGACGAGAUAUACGGAUAUGCGUUUGGAAAUUUAACGCAAUUAAUGAAUAUUUCAUUGGCAAAUAACCGCUUAAAAGUCAUUGGUCAGAAUGCAUUCGCAAAUCAUCCACACUUACAUGAAAUCAAUUUAGAGCGGAAUGAACUUAAGGAUAUAAAUCGACGAGCAUUUGUAAAUUUACAAAAUCUAAAUCGACUCAAUUUCGAUCAUAAUUUAUUGGAUGUGAUACAAGAUGACACGUUCGAAGUAUUAGUAAAAUUAAGUGAAUUGUUAUUAUGCAAUAACAGUAUUAAUAAAUUGACACGAGGAAUUUUCAAGGGACUGGGGAACUUAAAAGUUUUGAACUUGAGUCAUAAUAAACUCAGCAUUAUCGGCGAUACCGUCUUUGCUGAAUUGUGGAGCUUACAAGAAUUGGAAUUGGAGCAUAAUCAGAUUGAUAAAAUUUCUGAACGAGCAUUUGAUGGCUUGAAUAACCUGCAACGACUCAAUUUGGAGAAUAACAAUUUGAAAUUGUUAGAACGUGGCCUCUUUACUGGUGUACCAGCACUGAUUUAUUUAAAUCUGAUGAAAAAUUCAUUAGAAACAAUAACAUACAACAACAUUUUGCCGUUAAUGGAUAAUUUGGUGAAUAACACGAACAGCAUUUUGGACAUAACAGAAAAUGAUUUCAUCUGUGACUGUCGAAUGACGUGGCUAAUCGAAUUGAAGAAUCAAACGAAAAAUGAGGACCUUCGAACCGCACUUGACGAUAUAGAAUGUUUACUAAAAAAGCCAAAGGAUCCAUACCACAAGACAAAUAGGAUUGACCAUAACACUAUUGAGCAUCCAAACAUUCAUGUAGAAGAGGACGAACCUGAGUAUUAUGAUGAUGAGCCAGAUGGUAAAACAGUAAGGCUAAUGCAAUUAAAGCCAUCGAAUUUGACAUGUCCGGAAGAGAUGAGUGAUCCCACAGAGCUGCCACUAUCGAGAGAGUCGAUUGGCUUUGACAUGAGUUGGGUUAAAGUUGUUGCAUCGUCAAGAUCGUCAAGUAGUCUGCCAGUUUCAAUUAGUCGCCUCCUUCUCAUCCUUCUAGCCUCGACAAGCAUUUUUAAAUUCUGCUGAAUAAUUUAAUGAGCGAAUGAAAAACAUACACAAAUGAGAAACUUAAAUUUAAUUUAAAAAUCUUCUUCUUUACUUCUCUUUACUUUCUCAUCCUCUUACUCAUUUUCAUUUUUAUCAUCAACGUCUCUCACUCCCUCACUUUUCAUUGUUUAAUUUGCAUUUUCUUGAGUUAAAUAUAUAUUUUAUUUUUUAUUCUCUCUUAUUUUAUCUGUGUGUGCUUACUAAAGAAUAGAAAUGAUGCAGGAAAGGACUACAAAGUCUUCUUGAUAUUUUCCUUUUGCAUUUCCCACAAUUUUUCACUCUCUCCAUUCUUGACUUAUAUAAAACAAUUUUCAAGUUUCCCCUUUCAUCAACUUUAUCAUCAUAAAAGUCUAUGUUGGAAGCGAAAUAAAAAAAUAAUGUAAAUAAAAUCCAAAGAUAAGCAGAUAUAUUUCGUUUCCUUCUCCGUUAUCUCAUACAAUAAUUUUUAAUUUUAUGUCCGAAUAGCUUUUCUAGAAUUAAAAAGAAAUCUUAAAGAGAGUUUGCUGUGCUUUAAGAUAUCCUCAAAAAAAAAUCGUCAUGGAAUUGAAUGAUGAGUUUUUGUCCCAAUUUGUAGAUUCUAUAGAAAUGUAACCUAAAUCUCGUAUCUCGGUAAUCCUUUUUUUGUUUUGAGGCAAUUCUUCUUCUAAUUUCUAUAUGCAAAUUUUUGUGUCAUCUGAAAAUCGAUUUUUUUUUUCUAUAGUCAUUCUUCAUGAGAAUUUGUUCAAACUUCAAUUUCCUAUAAAUUUUGUCUGUUCCUUUCUUUUUCGGAACUAUUAUGGAAAUUACAUGAUGGGGAAAAAAGUUUUCUUGUCGAUAACAUUUUCUUGUUGCUUUCAGUUUGUUGAACUGAUUUGGUAAAGCCAUUAAUUUGGAAAUAAAAAGAACAAGUUGAAAUUUGCAUUUUUAAAUGAUAGUUAAGAAAUUAGACGUUGAUGUCUCAAAGUAAAGCAAAAAAGACAUUUCAAAUUAAACUUGCUGUAUUGGAAUAGUUUUUGUUCAAUUCUAAAUACUUUUUAAGUUUCUUGCAACAAUUUUGGAAUGAUUCUUCAGAAAAGCGAUUUAUAGUGACGAGAGUUGUGUUUAAGUAAUCGUAUUCGGUUUAAGCAAUAUUAAAGAACAGCUCAAACAAAAAUUUUAGAAGAGGAUGCAGAAACUCUCGAGAUCUUGCAGUUAAACUUGUGGUAACUGUUAACCACAGAAGCAGAAUUAAUAGUAAAGCAAUAAACUAGUUAUUGCUCUCUGCUUUAAUCAUAAUAAGUUAAACAAAGGCAAUCAAAUUUCGAUGACACUUAAAACUUGUUUGAAUUUUCCAGAGCUGUUGAAUUUAAAAUUUCUAUAGAAAAUAUGCCAAGGUUUCAAGAAUACAAUUAGUACAGUACACUCAUCUCAAUCUUUGUGGUUUAAAUCACUAAGCACUUGAUUUAAGAAUUCUUUUUUUUCUAGAAAAGUAUAUUAAAUUUUGAAGUAGUUUAGGAUAACAAAAAUAAAAAAUAAUAAAUACACGUGCUCUGCUAGGAGAGGUCGGAAAAUUGAAUUAAAUUAUGUUUAAUAUAAAGGCAAUGACCUAUUGGCUUAGUACUGAAGAAUAUACUUAAAAGAUAAGUGCAAACUUUAUUCUUUUUUAAAUAAAAAUGACAAAAAAAUAAGACAUAAAAUUCUAAAAAAAAAUUCAAAAGAAAUUUGUUUAUACAAGAAAAACCAAAAAUGGAAGUAAAUGACACAAAAGAUUCAAUUUGCUACAUUUUUUGAAAUUUAUGUCAACAAGAUUUAAUUUGGCUUUGACAAUUUUAGUUAAACCAAGUUCCAGAUAAUACUCUUACAUACAUAACAUAUAAGCUAUCAUCCUUGAUUGUAAAUAAAAAAUGUAUUUGAGAGCUAAAAUUUGUUUUCGUUGAGAUGCAGUGUGAUUGGACAAGUAUGAGGAAUCAAAGUCCUUUUAUCAUCUCAAUGCAAUCGAUUUCAUUAAGUUCAUUGAAUUUUUUAUGACAGUCCAGCAUGAAAAUGAAAAUGAUUUUUUGCUCUCAAAAGGGAACCUUGUAAUUUACAAUUUUGCUAGAUUUGGAGAAUUUGCAGAUGUGCUGAAACGGUCAAAAUAAAGAAUGAAUAAAUUGAUUUUUAUUCAGUCUGAUUUUUUUCUUGACUGCUAAGUGGCAUCUGCAUUACAAUUAGGUGCUUAUCAUGAGACUAAGCAUGUCACUUAUCAACAAAAAAAAUGAAUGGACGUUUCUCGAAAUUCCUAUCAAGUCAGUAAAUUGCAAAACAUCGUGUUGAAUUUUUCAAAUCUAGUAAGUUCCACUAAAAUUGAUAAAAACUGAAAAAUGAGUAAAAACCAAGAAAAAUUGUGACAAAAUCAAAAGAAUAAUCAAGAAGAACGAAUUUAUAAUAAAUCAUAAUAAAUAAAUAAACACAUAAAGGAACUCCAACCAUCAUUAAAAUGAAUGUUAUUAUUGCCGAAAAAAAAAAAUCCGUGAGUUUUAAAAAUGAAAUUAUCAACUAAAAAAUUAACAUAUGUUAAGCAGCAAAAAGAGAAAUGAGAAGGCGUAAAAUAUGUAAAUAAGAUAAAAGCCGUUAUGAAGACUUACGUGUACCUUUCGCAUUAAAUGAAAACAUAAAAAAAAUAUUAAAUCGCAUUAUAAUUUUCAGAAAAAUAAAUUAUUGUGAGUUAAGAUGAAUAAACAAAAUAAUUUUUAUAAAUGAAACGUGGAAAAAUUUUUCAAAAGAGGAUUUUCUUUUAACGAGAAUUUUCAUUAACAAAGAUUUUACGUUUUAAUUUUUGUUAGAAAGAUUUUCGUGUGGGUGAUUUUGAAGCAGCUUUUAAGCCUUAAAAACUUGACAAAAUAAUUCAGAAUAAUCUUUAGAAUCGGAGAUAAUCUUAGGUUCCGUGAAUUUUGGUUGAAAACAAUUUUUUCCUUCAAGAUUAAUUUCAGAUGAAAUUCUUCUUGACUGUUUUUGAUGAACUUUUGUAAAUGAAGCUAGAAAUUUCAUUUCUUUUAAUUUGUAUUUAUCUGGCGAUUUUAUUAGUUCAGAGCAGAUUUAACUCUGAAUUCUCUUUAUGAUAAACGUACUUCUUGCUAAGAAACUCAUACAACUGGAUCUGCCUAGACCCAGACACACUGAAACCCAAACACAUUGAGACAAUUAUCGUCAAAAAUAUCAUUAAAGUCAUUUAAGUUUUUCCCAGAAUUUUAAAAAUUAAAAUUUUGACAGAUUUGACUAUAAUUGAUUUCAAAGAUCGUCAAGUCUUUAAGAAUUAGGUCUUAAAAGGUUCUGCAAAAUCUGCUUCAAUUCUCACUUAAUAAAAAAAGUUUAAUUUGGAUAGAGAAGGAAUUUUCAGUUAAUUUUCAUGUUUCUCAAUUAACUUUCUUAGACAUUUAAAUGAAUCGCGCCUAAUUUGACUCAUAACAGACUGGUUGUUGAAUGUUAAUUGUGAAAUUUAAAUAUAAUACGAAAAAAAUGUGCAAAAAUUUAAAAAAAAUAUAAAAAUGAUUUUUUUACACUCCCUAAAAUGCUAUUUUUGAAUACAAAAAAAGAAAUUCGUAUUAUAAACUAAAGAAGAGAAUAAACGCUGCAUAACAACUCUUUUUUAAUGUUUCUAAUUUUAGUUAUUAUAAUAUAGGAAAUUGAGAAAUAACUCUAAUGUUAAGAUAAGUAUACACAUUUAAGAUACAGACACGGCAUGCAAAACUGAAUUUUUUUUUCAUCACAUUUAACUGAAGACGAUCAUUAAAUAACUUUUUUGAUUUAAUGAAGACAAAGAAAUAAUUAAAAUAAAAGAAAUAUAAAAUUGUAAGUAAGAUGAUGAUGAUAAGGAACUUUUAAAUGAAAUAAUAAAAU
This is a messenger RNA of Chironomus riparius, 6512 nucleotides long. NCBI's taxonomy places the organism in Eukaryota, Metazoa, Arthropoda, Insecta, Diptera, Chironomidae. The record is from the annotation of a GenBank genome assembly.